Molecule: messenger RNA, 1216 nt
Organism: Pezoporus flaviventris
Lineage: Eukaryota; Metazoa; Chordata; Aves; Psittaciformes; Psittacidae
Gene: BNIP1
Product: BCL2 interacting protein 1
Exons: 6
Coding region: 77-763 (228 amino acids)
Biological process (GO): retrograde vesicle-mediated transport, Golgi to endoplasmic reticulum
Cellular component (GO): SNARE complex; endoplasmic reticulum
Molecular function (GO): SNAP receptor activity
Source: RefSeq, a predicted model, not a curated record
CCUGUGCGGGGCGGCGCCCGCAGGGGGCGCCCGCGGGCCGGGCGGCAGGGCCGCGGCCUCCCCCUCCGUUCCCAAGAUGGCGGCGGGCGCUUGCGUGCCGGUGCGGGUGUGCCACCAGGAGAUCGUCAGGUUCGAUCUGGAGAUCAAGGCGGCCGUGCAGGACAUCCGGGACUGCCCGGGGCCGCUCAGCGCCCUCACGGAGCUCAAUGCCGCCGUGAAAGAGAAGUUCCGCCACCUCCGUGGCCGCAUUCAGGAGCUGGAACAGAUGGCGAAGGAGCAGGAUAAGGAGUCAGAGAAACAAGCCUUGCUGCGGGAAGUGGAAAACCAUAAGAAACAAAUGCUCAGCAAUCAGGCAGCUUGGAGAAAGGCAAAUCUAGCAUGCAAAAUUGCCAUUGACAACUCUGAGAAAGAUCAACUGCUGCAGGGAAGAGACUCCUUAAGGCAAAGGAAGACUACAAAGGAAAGUCUGGCAGAGAGUGCAAGUAACAUCACAGAGAGUCUGAUGGGCAUUAGCAGGAUGAUGUCACAGCAAGUCCAGCAGAGUGAGGAGACUGUGCAAACCCUCGCCAAUUCUUCACGAACCAUCCUGGAAGCAAAUGAAGAAUUUAAGUCCAUGUCUGGGACAAUUCAGCUGGGGCGGAAGCUAAUAACCAAGUACAAUCGCAGGGAGCUGACAGACAAGCUGCUCAUCUUCCUCGCCCUCGCCUUAUUCCUGGCCACAGUGCUCUAUAUUUUGAAAAAAAGACUCUUUCCAUUUUUGUAAAAUUCCAAAGAUAAACUCAAUUGUUACAAAAGAUUGCAAAGAGAUAACAGUAGGGCUUUUGAAUUUAAACCAAAAAGGGAUAUUGCAAUAGCUGAAAGAGCGUUAGAGCAAGCGUGACUUUAUACUGUCCUCAUGGAGCAUGUGACCUGUCUAAGAAGAGCUUAAAUGAACACGAGUCAGGAAGAAGGAGGUAGAUCAAGGUGUGGAAAGAAGAAACACCAAUUUGCCUGUUAGUCUGAGGAACCAGAUGAACACUUGAGGAACUAGGUACUCAAAGGUGCCAGUCUUAACUUUUAACCUCUCUUCAUUUUGCCUUGAAAUUAACUUUGGUCCUUGGCUUGGACUUGAAGCUCCUUUGACAUCUGUGUGUAAGGUGCUGAGAGUAAGAGGAAAGAUGGAAGAGAGAAACUUGCAUACAUUCCAUUAAUAAACUAUUUAUUGUAUCCACGUGAA